ACCUUCCUUAUUACCUUACAGGGUGGAUUCUGAUUUUGUACGGGCGUUCCAUCUUUACUUAUUUGCCGAUUCGUUUGCCGCCGGGGCCGACACUUGGACUCGGAGACCGACAGCUAGAUAUCACGAGAAGGGCAGAUCUAUAUCUGCAAUUCAAUUUAUAUAUAUAUAUAUAUAUAUAUAUAUUAUCUAUAUUGUGGUUUGAUAUAUAUAUAUAUAUAUAUAUAUAUAUAUAUAUAUAUAUAUAUAUAUAUUAAGAUUUAGAAUCCACCUCCCUGCCUGCUGCCUCUUUGAAUCCAUCGUCGGUCGCCGGCUACAAGUUUCUCUCCUUUUUGCCGUCCGGCGAAAAGGGUGGUGUCUUGUGGGGGCGAAAUCUGUUGAAGGCCAGCAGGGGCGUCGUAUUUUUGCUUCGAUUAGCGCUUGCUUUUGAGGGGUUUUGAUUUGGGUCUCGGAAAGUUGCAAGGAAGCAAUAUGCGUCUUUAGGUUUUGAUUCAUGGCCGGAAAGGCUAGCUGCUGUGCUUUCUCAUGGCCAAAUUUCAAGAAUGGGCUAUUUUUUUUAUCAGAAUUCAAAUAAGAAAUGAAAUUAUUUAGCAACAAGAAAGGAAGGUAGAAAACAGAUGGGGAAGAUGGACAUCAUCUUUGAGGCCAAAAAAGUUUCUCCGGUGGCACCUCCAUUACCUCCACCAUUGAUGAACUAUCGUAAAAGAAGGUCAGUGCAGGAUGGAUCACCAGCAGGAGGAUACAGCUGUGUCAGUACAGCAACAAGGAAUAUGUGGGACCAGCUCUUUGAUGAAGCUUACAGAGCAGAUGUUUCUAUUAAGACUGAUAAUGGCGAUGUCAUAUAUGCACAUUCCAAUAUACUUGGCAUGGCUUCUCCUGUAAUUAAGAAUAUGUUAAAGACAUCAAGACGCCAAGGACAUCGGUGGUUGAUCCCAAUCCAUGGGGUUCCAACUGAUGCAGUUCGAGUUUUCAUUCGAUUCUUGUACUCUUCAUGCUAUGAGCAAGAGGCAAUGGAGGAGUUUGUCUUGCAUUUAUUGGUACUUUCUCAUGUGUUUGUGAUUCCUGGGUUGAAGCGCUUGUGUGAGCAGCAGCUAGAGGAGGGCUUGCUCUCCACAGAUAAUGUAAUUGAUGUAUUUCAGCUUGCUCUACUGUGUGACGCUCCUCGACUUAGCCUCAUUUGCCACCGUAUGAUACUGAAAAACUUCAAGGCUGUUGCUGAAACUGAAGGAUGGGAAGUGAUGAAGCAGAGCCACCCCGUGCUAGAAAGGGAACUACUUGUGUCAGCAAUUCAUGCCGAUGCUAUGCAAAAGGAAAGGAGAAGGAAGUCACAGGAGAGAAAAAUCUAUCUACAAUUAUAUGAGGCAAUGGAAGCUCUUGUUCAUAUAUGCAGGGAUGGCUGUCGGACAAUAGGCCCCCAUGACAAAAUUUUGAAAGAGGAUCAAGCACCUUGCAAUUUUACCGCCUGCAAAGGGCUCGAGCUGCUUGUGCGUCACCUAGCUGGCUGCAAAAUGAGAGUCCCCAGUGGCUGCAUCCAUUGCAAGAGAAUGUGGCAGCUGCUGGAAUUACAUUCCCGUCUCUGUGCUGAUUCGACAGUGUGCAGGGUUCCUUUGUGCAGUUUAACAAGCAGAAAGCAAGCAAAAGAUGAAAAUAUCCACCAUUAUUGUUGAUGGCAUCUAGCAAAGUAUUGACCAUCUUUCCAUCUGAAUCAUUCCACUAAAACUCAAGGGCAUUUUGGCUUUUCAGAAACUUUAAGGAGAGGAUAAAGAAGCAGGGAAAGAAGGACGAGAUAAAGUGGAAAAUUCUGGUCAGAAAUAUGUUGAGAGCAAAAAGCAUUUCAGGUGCACCGUUCUUCUCAGCAGCAAUAGCUACCUCUCCAUAAAAGAAAAGAAGCACCUUCUCAGUUGUACAUUUGUUGUAAUUGCCUGUACUUGAAAGGGAAAGCCCUGCCCAAGAACUGGUGCUGUUGCUUUGUAUCACAACUUGCAAUUACAGCAAGCAAAGAAUGAGAAUCACUUGCUCCCUGACAUACCCUUUUUUGUGAAAACUCCUAGAAUCUGCAAAAAUAAAAGUUGUUUCAAUGAA
Messenger RNA from Malania oleifera, 2079 nucleotides. Its product is annotated as BTB/POZ and TAZ domain-containing protein 4. The transcript is spliced from 7 exons. The coding region runs from base 615 to 1664 and encodes 349 amino acids. NCBI's taxonomy places the organism in Eukaryota, Viridiplantae, Streptophyta, Magnoliopsida, Santalales, Ximeniaceae. Gene Ontology annotation, molecular function: protein binding. The record is from RefSeq and is a predicted model, not a curated record.